AUGGCGGGUGAUGGAAGAGUUGCAAAGCGAUCCUCGAAUGCUUGCGUGCGAUGCCGAAGACAAAAGAUCAAAUGCUCCGGAUCGCAGCCUUGCGAUGGGUGCAGCAAGCGCAAGCUAUCAUGUAUCUUCAAUGAUCGAGACCAGAAGAUUCUGGUCACAAGAGGGUACAUCAUGGAGUUGCAGCAAAGGAUUGCGCUUAUAGAGCAGUCGGAAAAGGGCCAACGAAGUCCUUUUAGUUCCAGCUUUGGCUUACAAACCAAUGAUGCAAAGGACCGUGAAGAUACAUCACUGGAUAGGAUCACUCCCGAUGAUCAUGAUGAGUCUCAGGAAUACGAAGAUGCAGAUUCUGGCUUGACAAAUCCGCUCUCAAGUGGCCCUCCUGCCUUUAUGUCUGCUGCAAAUGGCCGAACAUUCUAUCUUGGAACUUCAUCAAACUGGUCGUUCACUCGGCGAAUUCUCAGCUUAGCACACCAACAUGCCUAUCAAGAGGCACUUUCCCCGGAAGCAUUACUGUUUGAUGAGAUGACUUACGAACUCCCAUGGGACGGGUUACGAACAACCCCGGGCCCAGACGCUCCCAUUGUUCCUACUCGCGACCACACUAUGUAUCUGAUCAACGCUGUCAAGUUCCGCUGUGGGCAAUUAUAUCAUCUUUUUGAGGAAGGGGAGUUCAUGAACUCGCUUCAGGAGUUCUACUCCGGGGAUGGACACGCGAUGACCAAUAGUUUAUGGUAUAUUCAUUUCCUGAUUAUUUUGGCCUUUGGGAAAGGCUUUGUUCAACCCAAGGCACAAGGGAAAAAGCCACCUGGAGUUGGCUACUUUGUCAAAGCUUUGCAACUUCUGCCUGACCCUGGCGCUCUAUACCGUGAUCCUAUGGUAGCGACUGAAAUCCUUUGUUGUAUUGCGUUAUAUUCUCAGUGCAUUGAUUGCCGCACGUCGGCGCACAACUAUAUUGGACAAGCCAUGCGAAUGGCAAUGGCACAGGGAAUGCACACCAGAAUGCCGGUCGAAGAUUUAGGUCAUGACACGGUGCAAAGAUGUGGCAAGAUUUGGUGGACAGUGUAUAUUCUAGACCGGGAAAUGACCUCUCUUAUGGGUCUACCCCAGUCUAUCAAUGAUCGCUACGUGCAAACUCAGCUUCCUACAUUUACAGACCAAGCAGAGACUGUCUCCCUCGGCAUGCAUAUCAAAUUGUCUCAGAUUAUUGCUGAGGUCAACAGCAGUAGGCUCAACUGGCUCCUCCUGAUAAAGAUGAAAUCUAACUGUUUCACAGAAGUAUAUGCCAUUGAUGGACGCAUCAACCGAACGUUCCUACUCAGUACUAAAGCGGCGUUGGCGAACAUUGCAAGCCUUGCCGAUGAACUUCGCGAGGCAGUCCCGUUACAUUUGGACCGAGAAGUUAGCGGUGUUUCCCGAACUUCGGCCUCUUUACACCUUCUAUAUCAUCAGUGUAUUAUCCUCGCAACCCGACCUCUGUUAUUCUGUUUCCUCAAAAUACAAUUUGAAUCACCAGAAUCCUGCCUGGCAUCUUUGAAUGCAUCUCGGAAUGUUCAGAACUUGAUGCAGAUGUGUCUUGAAUCCGCUCAACAUAUUAUCAGUAUUCUUCACAGUCUACAGGUCCAAGGCCUUCUAGAAACCUUUCUUCCCUUCGACCUUGAAUCUCUCUUUGUAUCCACCGUGAUCCUUCUUCUUAGCCCGGCAAUCGAUCCUCGCUUACUAGACAGUCAUCCAAGCUGGCUGGAGAAGGCGUACGCAAUCUUCGACGAAAUGAUCGGAGACGGUAACCAAGUCGCCAGCUUCCGACGGUCAGAGUUGCAACGACUGGACGAGACUUUGAGUUGCAUCUCUCGAGGUCAAUCUCAACCUUUGACGGUGCCCAACUUCUUCCAACAGAAUGAUGUCCUUCCUAACCCACUUUCUCCAUCUUCCACCUCCAUUCCGGGCUCGAUGCCACAGUCUACUCACUACAAUGCUCUUCUCAGGCAGGAUCCUGUGUUGGAUGGAGAAUGUGAUUUCGGAACGAUGUUAACUUCGGCUGAAAUUAUGGCUGUCGCAGAUUCUAUUGAGACUUUUGAUACUGAAUGGGUAUCUAAUGCGAUGAUUGAGCAUAGCAUUUGGUAG
Penicillium nucicola is the source of this 2121-nucleotide messenger RNA. RefSeq lists its product as uncharacterized. NCBI's taxonomy places the organism in Eukaryota, Fungi, Ascomycota, Eurotiomycetes, Eurotiales, Aspergillaceae. Gene Ontology annotation, biological process: positive regulation of transcription by RNA polymerase II; DNA-templated transcription. The record is from RefSeq and is a predicted model, not a curated record. The transcript is spliced from 8 exons. Bases 1 to 2121 code for a protein of 706 amino acids. Gene Ontology annotation, cellular component: nucleus. Gene Ontology annotation, molecular function: zinc ion binding; DNA-binding transcription factor activity, RNA polymerase II-specific; sequence-specific DNA binding.